Messenger RNA from Olea europaea var. sylvestris, 1392 nucleotides. RefSeq names its product calcium-transporting ATPase 12, plasma membrane-type-like. Bases 1 to 1392 code for a protein of 463 amino acids. Lineage: Eukaryota; Viridiplantae; Streptophyta; Magnoliopsida; Lamiales; Oleaceae. Gene Ontology annotation, cellular component: intracellular membrane-bounded organelle. Gene Ontology annotation, molecular function: nucleotide binding; P-type calcium transporter activity. The record is from RefSeq and is a predicted model, not a curated record. The transcript has 3 exons.
AUGAUUCUUGCCUGUGAUCCUCCCUUCAAGGGCAACUCACGCCAACACAAACUACAUGAUGAUAAAGGGAAAAUAGUGUCUUUUGGUGGAGAAACAAGAAUUGGUGAUGUUCUUGCUGUCAUUGUUGGGAUUCUGGCAACUCCAACAAUGACUGCUUUAACAUCUAUUCCAGAAGAUUUGGUUUCGGCUGUCAGAACAUGUCUUGCUUAUUCAAUGAAGAGACUGACGAAGAUUCAAAUUCUUGUGAGAGAACCUUUAAUCUGCCAUAAAGUUGCAUUUGUCACCACUGUCUGCAUGAAUAAAACUGGAACCUUAACUAUGGCUUCCAUGGAGUCUUCAUCAUCAUCUCCUAUAAAUUCAACUGAGAAGAUAAUUUUUGAGUGGGCUGUCAAGCAGUUAGGGAUGGAUGUGGAAAGCAUGGCAGAAAGUUGCCUCAGAUGUAUAGCUUUCGCACACAGGAAAACGUUAAUAAGAGAUUUCAUCAUCUUUCAACAGCAGCUGAUUCUAUUAAGCCUUGUUGGAUUGACAAAUUCACGUCGAAGUGGAACAAGGGAAACAAUGGAAGAUUGCCGUAGAGUUGGAAUCAGCAUCAAAUUGAUCACCGAAGAUAACAAAGUAACUGCCACAAUCAUGGCCACUAAGUGCCGAAUAAUUGAGCCUGAUUACCAGCCUGGUGAAAUGAUAGAUGGUGAGGAAUUCCGGAAGUUUAGCUUAGAAGAGCGAAUGGCAAAAAUUGAAAAUAUCUGCGUGCUGGCAAGAGCCACUCCUGAUGACAAGUUACUUAUGGUCCAAUCUUUGAAGCAGAAAGGCCAUGUGGUUGCAUUCAUUGGACGACGCAUUGGAGAUACACAAACCCUUAGAGAAGCAAAUGUAGGACUUUGUUUUGGAACCCAAGAGGCAGAAAUUAUCAAAGCAUGCUCGGCCAUUGUCAUGUCAUGCAAAGUUUUUCCUUUAAUCAUUGAUAUUUUGACAUGGGGUAGGGGACUAUACGACAGUGUCCAUAUUUAUACUCAGUUUUUGCUCAUUGCAAGUUUUGCUGCUCUGGUAAUUGACUUUGUGACGGCUGUUUCAUCUAGCGAACACCCUGGUUUGAAUGCUGUGGUAGCUAUUUCAACAGGAAAAUUUCCAUUUCCGGUGUUUCAACUUUUGUGGAUGAAACUGAUUGCAGGUACUUUAGCAGUUCUUGCACUAAAUAUAGAGAAGUCGUCUCAAGAUCUUAUGCGGAGGCCACCAAGAAACUUGAAAGAGCCGCUAAUCACAGCCCAAAUGCAUAAAAAAAUUGGGCCUCAAGCUUUAUAUCAGAUAGCCAUCUUUCUGGUUAUACAUUUCAAAGGCAAAUCAUUAUUUGAUGUAAAUGAUAAGGAAAAGAAUUCUUUGGUCCUUAGUACAUAA